AUAUUCUCAAAAUCACCGCCAUAAAGCCACUUGAGAAUAUUCUUAGCUGAGUAAUUCUCAAGACUUGAGUUGAGAAUUUUCUCAAAUUUAUGUUCUCGCGAGACGGUUUUCGCGGAUUUUUUUCAAUGACUGAAGGGGUCUAGUGGAGCUCUUCUGCGCCAGAAAGGUAAGAAACAUUUAUAGUUACGUGUAAAUAAACACAUGUUUUGCAUAUUUUAUCGUCUGCUUUGUUAUUUUGGAAGAAAAAAGUAAUGGAAAAGAAACGGGGGCAGAAUUGGGGGGUUGACGAAGAAGUUGCCCUCAUUGAGGAAGUAAAAGCGAGGGCAACCGUGCUAUUUGGGUCGUUUAAGGGGUGUGGGAUUAAGAAGGGGAGAGAAAUGAAAGAAAGAGAGUGGCAAAAAAUUGCAGACCGACUGAACUCACAGUUCGACAUUAAAAGAAGGGAAUGGGAGGAGGUGAAGAAAAAAUAUUACAAUGUGAAGUCAAGAAGUAAAGAAAAGCUUGAUGGGCUGAAGCGUCCCAAGACUGGUGGUGGCCCCCCACUACCUCAACUCACACCAGGUGAGGAGACUUACCUCCGCCUGGCUGAUGGGGAGCCAAACCUCUGUGGUGUGGAAGGAGGAAUUGAUACAGAUGCUCCAUUACUGAGUAUAUCAGAACCACUGGUCCCAGAUACUGAGGCAGCAGCUGGCUGUUCACAGAAAGCUGAUAGUACACUUCCUGCAAUUGCAAUCACUGCGCCUUUGGAAAUCAGCCUUGAUUCAUUACAAGAUAAACAGGCAAAACCUUCAAAAAGAACUGAAAAGAAAGAGAGUGCAUCAAGAAAGAGAAAGCUUGAAGAAUUGGAAGAAAUCAACUUAACUUUAGACAACCAGCGACUAGAGGAAGAGAUUCUUAAAAUCAAAGAAGAAAAGGAAGUGUUAACUCUGAAAAAAGAAGUUCUACUCCUCAAAAAACAGAAACUUAUUUUGGACAUUCAAACUACUUAUCCAUCUUUUAUAGCUGAAAUGUAGGGCAAUGCGCAUUCACAAUAAUUUAGUCAACUCUCCGAUCUACAUACACUCACAUGCUAAAUGUCGUUAAUUUAUUCUUUUUUCUUUUUACAUUUCAUUGAAAACAAAUUUAAUUUGCAAUUUUGACAAACAUUUAAAUAGGUUUUUGUUAAUAGUUAUCCUACUUUGGAUUGGUAAUAUCAAAUUUGAGUAACAGAGAGAUGAUAAAAUACCUUAAGUUUAUACAUGUAUUAUUAUGACAAAAGAAAACUAGAUUAGAUAAUUAUAUAUAUAAAAAAGAAAUUCACAUACUUUUGGCUCGUGAGUGUAACCUCAGCUACAUGUUAAUUGAAAAUGUUUUUAAAUUC
Molecule: messenger RNA, 1360 nt
Organism: Magallana angulata
Lineage: Eukaryota; Metazoa; Mollusca; Bivalvia; Ostreida; Ostreidae
Product: myb/SANT-like DNA-binding domain-containing protein 4
Exons: 7
Coding region: 252-1013 (253 amino acids)
Cellular component (GO): nucleus
Source: RefSeq, a predicted model, not a curated record